Schistocerca serialis cubense is the source of this 8674-nucleotide messenger RNA. It is a transcript of the gene para, whose product is annotated as sodium channel protein para. Gene Ontology annotation, biological process: neuronal action potential; sodium ion transmembrane transport; membrane depolarization during action potential. The record is from RefSeq and is a predicted model, not a curated record. Gene Ontology annotation, molecular function: calcium ion binding; voltage-gated sodium channel activity. The transcript is spliced from 36 exons. Gene Ontology annotation, cellular component: plasma membrane; voltage-gated sodium channel complex. The coding region runs from base 1 to 6315 and encodes 2104 amino acids. Lineage: Eukaryota; Metazoa; Arthropoda; Insecta; Orthoptera; Acrididae.
AUGUCCGAGGACCUAGAGUCCAUAUCAGAGGAAGAACGCAGCUUGUUCCGUCCGUUCACCCGCGAAUCGCUGGCCGCCAUCGAGGCGCGUAUCGCCGAGGAAUAUGCCAAGCAGAAGGAGCUCGAAAAGAAGAGAGCUGAGGGAGAACAGGGGGAUUUUGGACGGAGGAAAAAGAAAAAAGAAGUUCGGUAUGAGGACGAGGACGAAGAUGAAGGGCCACAGCCAGAUCCAACACUGGAGCAGGGUGCACCGCUGCCCGUUCGGCUCCAGGGAGGUUUCCCAGCAGAACUUGCCUCCACCCCUCUUGAGGAUAUUGAUAGUUUCUACCAUAACCAGCGGACAUUCGUAGUGGUUAGUAAAGGAAAGGAUAUUUUCCGAUUCAGUGCAACAGAUGCCUUGUGGAUUCUGGAUCCUUUCAAUCCUAUUCGAAGAGUUGCUAUAUAUAUUUUGGUUCAUCCCUUAUUUUCACUUUUUAUCAUCACAACAAUUUUAACGAACUGCAUCUUCAUGAUCAUGCCUACUACACCAGUAAUAGAAUCAACAGAAGUAAUUUUUACUGGCAUCUACACAUUUGAAUCAGCCGUAAAGGUGAUGGCAAGAGGGUUCAUACUUCAGCCAUUUACGUACCUUAGAGAUGCAUGGAACUGGCUGGACUUCGUAGUAAUAGCUUUAGCUUAUGUUACCAUGGGGAUAGAUCUAGGAAACCUGGCUGCCUUGAGAACUUUCAGGGUCCUUCGAGCUUUGAAGACUGUAGCUAUUGUCCCAGGUUUGAAGACCAUUGUCGGUGCUGUGAUUGAAUCUGUGAAGAAUCUGCGGGAUGUGAUCAUAUUGACCAUGUUCUCUUUAUCUGUGUUUGCCUUAAUGGGCCUCCAGAUUUACAUGGGUGUCCUCACACAAAAAUGUAUAAAAAACUUUCCCAUGGAUGGGUCAUGGGGAAAUCUUACGGAUGAAAACUGGGAGAGAUUUGUGAGCAACGAAACAAACUGGGUGAAGGAAGGGUAUGAAUUUCGUCUUUGUGGAAACUCAUCAGGAGCAGGGCAGUGUGAAGAAGGAUACACGUGCCUUCAAGGAUAUGGCCCAAAUCCAAAUUAUGGCUACACUAGUUUUGAUACUUUUGGUUGGGCAUUGUUAUCUGCCUUUAGGCUCAUGACUCAAGACUUUUGGGAAAAUCUCUAUCAGUUGAUUCUCCGAUCGGCAGGUCCAUGGCAUAUGUUGUUUUUUAUUGUUAUUAUUUUUUUGGGUUCGUUUUAUCUUGUCAACUUAAUUUUGGCCAUUGUUGCUAUGUCAUAUGAUGAGUUACAAAAGAAGGCAGAAGAGGAAGAAGCAGCAGAGGAAGAAGCUAUCAGGGAAGCAGAAGAGGCAGCCCAAGCAAGAGAAAAUAGGCAGGCAGCACGGGAAGCAGCAAGAGUAUCAGCAGCAGCAGCUCAAGCUGCAGCCAAUGUCGUCAAGUCACCAUCUGAUUUUUCAUGUCACAGCUAUGAGCUCUUUGUAGGUCAAGAGAAAGGCAAUGAUGAUAACAACAAGGAAAAAAUGAGCAUUCGUAGUGAAGGUGGAGAUUCACUUAGUGAACAUCGGGGUCGUACAAUAGGGCCUAAUGGCAAGGUGCGGAAGGUGAGCGCGGCCAGCCUGAGUCUUCCGGGCUCUCCAUUCAACCUGAGGCGAGGUUCACGGGGCAGCCACCAGUUCACGCUGAGAAACGGCCGUGGUCGCUUUGUGGGACCCCCAGGAGGGGACCGCAAGCCUCUCGUGCUCUCCACCUACUUAGAUGCCCAAGAGCUGCAGUGGGGAGACCACAUCGAAGAUGUCAUAGGACGAGCAUACAGAGCACUGCAUAAGGAACACUUGCCAUAUGCGGAUGACUCAAAUGCAGUAACACCAAUGUCGGAAGAAAAUGGUGCUAUAGUAGUUCCUGUCUACUAUGCCAGCAUUGGUUCACGAAAUUCAUCGUAUACCUCACAUGCAUCACGAGUUUCGUAUACAUCUCAUGGUGACCUACUUGGUGGGGUUCCUGUCACAAAGGAGAGCCGACUUCGUGGAAGAAGUCGUAACAAUCCUGCUCCCCCAAACACUGUGCCCUACAUGUCUGCUGCCAUGAACCACAAGCACCCUUUUGAUGCUUCUUUAGACAGUGAAGAUGGACCAGCCAAAAUGAAACAUCAAGACAAUCCAUUUAUAGAGCCUACACAACAACAAACUGUUGUUGAUAUGAAAGAUGUGAUGGUGUUGAACGACAUCAUAGAACAAGCAGCAGGCCGGCAAAGCAGGGCAAGUGAACAUGGAGCAGCUGAUGAUGAUGAUGAUGAAGGUCCUACAGUGAAAGAAAAAAUUCUUGCGUUCUGUAUUCGUUGCAUUGAUAUCUUCUGUGUAUGGGACUGCUGUUGGUUGUGGUUAAAAUUCCAAGAAUAUGUUGCACUCAUAGUGUUUGAUCCUUUUGUUGAACUCUUCAUUACAUUGUGCAUCGUUGUCAACACACUUUUCAUGGCUCUUGAUCAUCAUGACAUGAACAAGGACAUGGAAAAAGCAUUGAAAAGUGGAAAUUAUUUCUUCACAGCAACUUUUGCAAUUGAAGCAACUUUAAAACUAAUCGCCAUGAGUCCAAAAUAUUAUUUUCAAGAAGGCUGGAAUAUUUUCGAUUUUAUUAUUGUGGCUCUGUCUUUAUUGGAACUGGGACUUGAAGGAGUUCAAGGCCUGUCAGUGCUCAGGUCAUUUCGACUGCUCAGAGUUUUCAAGCUUGCAAAAUCAUGGCCAACUCUGAAUUUGCUAAUUUCUAUAAUGGGUAGAACUGUUGGUGCCUUAGGAAAUUUGACCUUUGUGUUAUGUAUAAUUAUAUUCAUAUUUGCUGUUAUGGGUAUGCAGUUAUUUGGUAAGAACUAUACAGAUUAUGUGGAAAGAUUUCCAGACCAGGAUUUACCCAGAUGGAACUUCACAGACUUCAUGCAUUCCUUCAUGAUUGUAUUUCGUGUACUGUGUGGAGAAUGGAUAGAAUCCAUGUGGGAUUGUAUGCUUGUUGGAGACUGGUCAUGUAUACCCUUCUUUUUGGCCACAGUUGUAAUUGGAAACUUAGUUGUCCUUAAUCUUUUCUUGGCGCUGCUACUCAGUAACUUUGGUUCAUCAAACUUGUCAGCUCCAACAGCUGACAAUGACACCAACAAGAUUGCAGAGGCAUUUGAUCGCAUUUCAAGGUUUAUCAACUGGAUGAAACGUAGUAUGCUAAAUUUGGCAAAAUUGAUGAGGGCCAAAUUAACUAACCAGAUUUCCGAUCAGACGCCAGAUGCCCAUGACCGAGAUGCUGAUGCCGAUUAUGUUGGAGAUGAGAUAAUAGCUGAUGGGAUAGUGUACAGAGACAAGAAAUUUCUCAAAGAACAAACUCAAGUGGAAGUUGCAAUUGGUGAUGGGAUGGAAUUCACAAUUCAUGGUGACCUUAAAAAUAAACUGAAGAAGGGUAAACUAAUGAUGAACAAUGCCAAACUGAUUGGGAAUUCUAUCAAGGAGAACCAUCAAGAUAACAGGAUAGAAAAUGAAUACUAUAAGCAAAGAUUAGAAGAAGAUGUCAUAAGUAAUAAAUCCUAUGGCAGUCACAAAAACCGUCCAUUUAAGGAUGACAGCCAUAAAGGUAGUGCUGAGACACUAGAUGGAGAGGAGAAAAAAGAUAUUAGCAAAGAAGAUCUGGAAGAUGAGGGAGAUCUUGAAGAAGAAGGUGAAGGGGAAGAAGGUCUUCUUGAAGAAGAUAUGGCACUCGAAGCUGGCUCAGAAGAUGCAGCAGGGCAAGAAUACCCGUCCGACUGUUUUCCAGAGCCUUGUUAUAAGCGUUUCCCAUUCCUUGCUGGUGACGAUGAUGCACCAUUUUGGCAAGGUUGGGCAAACCUUCGUUUGAAGACCUUCCAGCUAAUUGAGAACAAAUAUUUUGAGACAGCUGUCAUCACUAUGAUUCUGCUCAGCAGUCUGGCAUUGGCAUUGGAAGAUGUCCAUUUACAACAGAGGCCCAUUCUUCAAGAUAUUUUGUACUAUAUGGAUCGAAUAUUCACUGUUAUUUUCUUCCUUGAGAUGUUAAUUAAAUGGCUGGCCUUGGGUUUUAGAAAGUAUUUUACAAAUGCCUGGUGCUGGCUAGAUUUCAUCAUUGUGAUGCUCUCUCUGAUAAACCUUGCGGCCAUUUGGGCCGGUGCUGCUGAUAUUCCUGCAUUCCGCUCGAUGCGGACCCUGCGUGCACUGAGACCAUUGCGCGCAGUCUCGCGCUGGGAGGGGAUGAGAGUCUCGCUCAUAAACUUCGUAGCAUCCUUGUGUGGGGCAGGAGGCAUACAAGCCUUCAAAACUAUGAGGACUCUCAGGGCCCUUAGGCCUCUUAGAGCUAUGUCUAGAAUGCAGGGGAUGAGGGUUGUCGUCAAUGCUCUUGUGCAAGCUAUUCCCAGCAUCUUUAAUGUGUUAUUGGUUUGUUUGAUAUUCUGGCUCAUUUUUGCUAUUAUGGGAGUACAGCUGUUUGCUGGAAAAUACUUCAAGUGUCAAGACUCCAACGACACUACAUUAAGUCAUGAAAUUAUCCCAGACAAGAACUCUUGUUUGGCAGAAAAUUACACUUGGGUGAAUUCACCGAUGAAUUUUGAUCAUGUUGGAAAAGCCUACUUAUGCCUCUUUCAAGUUGCAACAUUCAAAGGAUGGAUACAGAUCAUGAAUGAUGCUAUAGAUUCAAGAGAGGUGGACAAGCAGCCAAUCCGAGAAACCAACAUUUAUAUGUACCUGUAUUUUGUAUUCUUCAUUAUCUUUGGAUCAUUUUUCACUCUUAAUCUGUUCAUUGGAGUGAUUAUUGACAACUUUAAUGAACAGAAGAAAAAGGCAGGUGGCUCUUUGGAAUUGUUCAUGACUGAGGAUCAGAAGAAGUACUAUAAUGCUAUGAAGAAAAUGGGCUCAAAGAAACCCCUAAAGGCUAUACCACGUCCAAGGUGGAAGCCCCAAGCAAUUGUAUUUGAAAUUGUGACCAAUAAAAAGUUCGACAUGAUAAUCAUGUUGUUCAUUGGCUUAAAUAUGCUGACGAUGACGCUAGAUCACUAUCAGCAAACAGAAACCUUCAGUCAAGUUUUAGACUACCUCAAUAUGAUCUUCAUAGUCAUUUUUAGUUCAGAAUGCCUUAUGAAAAUAUUUGCCCUUCGAUAUCACUACUUCAAAGAACCAUGGAAUCUCUUUGAUUUUGUAGUUGUGAUUUUGUCUAUACUAGGUCUGGUGCUCAGUGAUAUUAUUGAGAAGUACUUUGUGUCACCAACUCUUCUGAGGGUCGUUCGAGUAGCAAAAGUGGGCAGAGUGCUCCGUCUAGUUAAAGGUGCUAAAGGCAUCAGAACUCUUUUGUUUGCAUUGGCGAUGUCAUUGCCAGCACUGUUUAACAUCUGUCUGCUACUCUUCCUAGUGAUGUUCAUCUUUGCCAUUUUUGGUAUGUCAUUCUUUAUGAAUGUGAAGGAGAAGAGUGGGAUUGAUGAUGUCUAUAACUUCAAAACUUUUGGACAGUCAAUGAUCCUACUUUUCCAGAUGUCAACAUCUGCUGGAUGGGAUGGUGUACUAGAUGGAAUUAUUAAUGAGGAAAACUGCAACAAGCCCAACAGUGAAAUUGGCUAUCCUGGAAAUUGUGGCUCAGCUACUGUAGGCAUUGCUUUUCUCCUGUCAUACCUUGUAAUUAGUUUCCUCAUCGUCAUCAACAUGUACAUAGCAGUCAUCUUAGAAAAUUACUCACAGGCAACAGAAGACGUCCAGGAAGGUCUCACAGAUGAUGACUAUGACAUGUACUAUGAAAUAUGGCAGCAAUUUGACCCCAAUGGUACACAGUAUAUCCGUUAUGAUCAGUUAUCUGAUCUCUUUGAUGUGCUGGAGCCACCAUUGCAGAUCCACAAGCCAAAUAAGUACAAGAUAGUGUCAAUGGACAUACCAAUCUGCAAAGGGGACCUAAUGUACUGCGUAGAUAUUUUGGACGCACUCACAAAGGACUUCUUUGCGCGGAAAGGGAACCCAAUUGAUGAGACUGCAGAGCUGGUUGAGGUUAAAGUGGGACAGCCAGGUUACGAGCAUGUUUCAUCGACAUUGUGGCGUCAGCGAGAAGAGUACUGUGCGCGCCUCAUCCAGAAUGCAUGGCGGAAGCACAAACAGCAGCGGCUCGGUGGGCCCAGUGAUGAGUCAGACGCCGUGCCCUGCGAUGGCGACAUCGACGCAGAUGGUAGCGACGAUCGUCGACAGACAGCCGUGCUUGUCGAGAGCGACGGCUUCGUCACCAAGAACGGCCACCGUGUCGUCAUUCAUUCGCGCUCGCCCAGCGUGACGUCGCGGUCAACGGACGUGUGAGCACGGCCGCCCCUCCCCCCGCCCCCGCCCCUGCCCCCGCCGUCGCCUCCGCCGCCCGCCGCCGCCGCCCCCACGCGGACGCCCCGCCUCCCCGGCGUCUCCAGUGGGGUCGGCCGUGCCACGGGAGGGGCCGCCAGCUUCUCACAGUUUUAAAAUGGGCUGAACUUGACGCGUGUGUGCUUCGUUUGCGGAAACAGUUUUUAUUCAUCCUCCAUAUUGCCAGUGCCACGUUAUAUAUCUGUUUGUAAAAUUCAAGCUUUCGAACACGUGAACAUGUCGACAUGUUGGUUAUUUUUGUAAAGAUCGUUUUAGUUUCCUCUCACAGUACCGCCGAAACGCAUGGUGUGUCGGGCGGUGUAGUUGUAGAGAGGAAGUCGGCAUGAAUUGCUUGUAACAUGUUUUUUUAAGGGUGAGAAGAGCAUGUAAGCUGUGGUUGUUGUUAGAAUCUGUUUUCUUCUUGUGCUAACUGUUCCGUGUUUUCGAUUGUUAUUUUUAUACACUAUUCUUCCUUUCAGAAUCCACAAAGGUAUUUUGAAUACGUCUCGCGUAUGAAAGCAUAGAUAUUUUUGUUCCAAAGUGUCGAACUGUGAUUCUCUCCAUUCCGUUAUCUUUGGGGAAAAUUUCGGAAAUGUUUGACAUAAGAGUUCUAAACUUGUUGCACAAUAAAUACUCUAAAAAUAAAACGGCAUUUCACAUAAUUUAUCACCCAUCAGAUGCCGCCAUUUAAUUUGCACAAAUGAGAAAAGCACAAGCAGAUGUGAAGUAGGGUUCUAUACAGAUUACGUCCCAUUUUUUGUACGCUGAGCAAUUCGCGUUUUGUGUUGUAUAAAACUGUGAUGAAUUUAGAACUCUUAUUGUGCUAAGUAAUGUGUGUAUGAGUGUUCUUUUCUUUUCUACAGAAUAUUUUUAAUUGAGGUCAUCAGAAAAAUCACAUAUUAAAAUCUCUUAGUGUAACAGUUGCAUUUUCUUGAUGCAGUUGUUUAAACAUUUGAAAUACAAAAUGCAAUAACAAAAAUUUGAUUUUCCUGAGACUCUUUUUAUAUAUCUACUUAGAUUUGAUGACAGUGCCCAUAAAUGAUUACUACUUAAAUUCAGCUUCCCAGGAAUGGCAACACAAAGAUAUCAUUGCAUUGUUAAAACUCAUGAAAUAAAAUUGUUUAAAUCAUUGUCAGAAUCUAAUCAGUUUUUAUUAUUUUAUGGCAAAAUUUCAUAUUUUCUAAUUUUUGUAGCAUUGACUUUAAACUAGGUUACAAAUGAUGCUAUAGUGUGGUUUUGCAGGUAUGUGGGAUCUUCAUGUGACAGAUACUUCCCCAUGUCUGUGCAGAAACCAUCUGCCUGCACAUCCUCACACAGCUCCCAUCUAUAUAAUUUUACCACAACUGCAUAGCAAAAUGUUGUUAUUAUGUACAAAUUCCUUCUUUGUUUAAGGUGUUAAUAUUAUUUGGUUCUAUUUUUUUACAACCAAUGGUUCAAAAAUAUAUAGUUCUUCCACCCUUAUAAACAAAACAAUAAGGAUAACAGUACAUGUUAUAAGUUGCAGUAAAUUUGGAUUCAGAAUCCAGAGAAUGGUUAUACAAAUGUGAUAACAUUUCUUAAUUAAUAAAAUUUGUUUUAUAUACAAAGAUAUGAAAUAAAGUUAUACAUUCAUCUCUACUUUUUGUUACAGAAAUUUAUUAACUCUUGCAAGUGGUUAAUUUUAAGAGUAUUUUAUUAUAUUUAAAUAAUCUCGUUAAUUCAGAUGUUGUUAAAUUUUUAAUUUGAAGCAAACUAUAUAUUUGUUGUCACUGCUCUCAGUGUAUUAACAUAAAACUUAACCUCUGACACCUGUCUAAAAAGCUUCAGUCUUUCCUAGAGCUUUGUAAAUUCAUGGCUGACAAGUGUGUCAUUUGUUGAAGUUAGUCAUAUUAGUGCAAAUUAAUGUCCAUAAAAUGUUAUUCAUAUUGUUAAAUAUUUUUUUAACACACAGUUUGACUAAAAGUAAAUAGCAAAAAAUGUUACACAUUGCCAGAAAUUCCAAGGAAUCAUAUCUGCACUGAAACAUCAUUGGAGAAAUAUGUCAAAUCCUUUAUGUGUGUGUAGUAUUGGUUCUUUGGAAGUUCGUUGCCGUGUGAGUGGAUACUGAACCAAGUUGUAAACAUUUCUGCCUGCCUCUUCCCCAUCACUACUAGUGUGUGUGUGUGUGUGUGUGUGUGUGUGUGUGUGUGUGUGUCCAUGCACACAUGUGCACACAAGUCAUGUGUGCGUGUGGUGUGGUGGAGAGAGAGAGAGAGAGAGGGAUAGAAUGAGAGAUAACAUUUUAAUGCGUGUGUGUGUGUGUGUGUGUGUGUGUGUGUGUGUGUGUGUGUGUGUGUGUGUGUGU